Messenger RNA from Struthio camelus australis, 4868 nucleotides. The record is from RefSeq and is a predicted model, not a curated record. Lineage: Eukaryota; Metazoa; Chordata; Aves; Struthioniformes; Struthionidae.
UUUUUUUUUUUUUUUCCUUACAGGAGGAGGAUGAUUGGAAAGAGUUUGAGCAAAAGGAAGAAAUUGAUUAUAGUGGUCUUAGAGUUCAGUCCAUGCAAAUAAGUGAAAAAGAAGAUGAUGAAAGUGAAAAAAGAGAAGAACCAGGUGACAACUGGGAGGAGGCUGGAGGUGGUAUAGACAAAUCAUCUGGUCCUUGGAACAAGUCAGCUCCUGCACCAGCACCUGUUGUUGAAGCAAUUGUUACAGAAGCACCAGAACCAGUGCAAACUGGUGGUGUAUACAGGCCGCCUGGUGCCAGGGAGGGCAGGCCGCGGAGAGCACAGCAAGGACCACCAGAAAUCUAUAGUGAUACGCAGUUUCCAUCACUGCAGUCCACUGCCAAGCUUGUAGACAGUCGAAAGGAUAAAGAAAUGGAGAAGAGCUUUGAAGUAGUAAAACACAAAACUAGAGAUACUGAGCCUUCGUAAAGGUUGACUACCUCAGACUUGCUGCACUCAUUGUGGACACCAUGUGGAUCACAACUUCUGGAAGAGAAGGUUACAGCUGUUUUAGUGGCCAUCUGAAACUUGAAACCAGCUCUACUGGAUUCCUGUCAGAAAUCCUGCAGAAGUCAGCCAUUUGGUUCCAAUUUGCUAUAACAAAGAUUUAAGUGACCUUAAUGAGAAACCUAUUCUGUUCCCCUUCUGAGGAAUCCUGUUAUGUGUAGCCAUAGCCUACUAGAGACUUCUGGAGCAUACCAUACCACUCAUACUAUCCAAGUACAACACAGAGCUGUAGUUUGUUUACCUUUUUAGAUAGCUGUACUGAAGUAACUGCAAAACAAAUUAAAACUCAUUCAAAAUCAGAUUUGAGGAAUUAUGGGUUUGAAUGGUCUGUUUGAAUUAGCCAUUUUCACAGUUGUCUGUUUAAGCAUUUUUCUGUUUCCCCACAAAAAUGCCUUCCUUGUUUCUGGUAUCAAAUUGCAGCAUAUUUAAGUAACAAUGUGAGAUGUUAUAGUGAAAUAAGGUUUAUUUUGUGUUUGUUUCUUUUUUUUUUUUUUUUUGUCAUGAGCUUGGUCUUUCUCACCCUAAAGCACUAAAGACAUAUAGAGCUUUGAUUUAACACAGAGAUAUCCAGACUCUGACUAUAGUCUUCUGAACUUAUCUUUUUAAAAAUGCAAGAUACAUGGCAGUAGCAAUACUAGAUAAAACUUCUCCAAAAAUACAUAUUUGUUUGAAGGGCAAUGGUUACUUUAUAACCAAAAUGACUUUGUAUACUACAGAAGGAUAACUAAAGCUUGGUAAGCCAUGUUUGUUUGGCUACUUUUGUGAAGCAUGCAGGCUGAGGCAGAAAUCCUCUAAGUAAAACUCCUAAAUAGUGUUUUUUCCAAAGUCAGGAGUAUUGGUAAUAAUAAUGGAAGGCAGUGGCUUCUUUAAGUUAGUCUCAUCUCUGACUUAAUUUCGUGGAAGUAGGCAAAACGGCACUUAUACCGAAAGUACAGGAUGUUGCCCAUAGCUUUGGUUCAGUGAACAAAACCUGACAAGUACCAAAAGUGUCCUGCUGUAACUAUUUUUCUCUUCUCUAAACUCUUACACCAGAAGCGAAAUGAAGUGGCGUGCUCCAGUGUUGAGGUUUCUCAGAAUAAAUGCCAAAAAAUAAGAGUUGCCAGUGGCAAGAAAAACAAGGGAACAAAACAAAAUUUGCUCACUUGUGUGGGAGUACUGUGCAUCUGUAGAAGAUGAGGAUAGUGCGGGAAUUGCAUAGUUGGGUUCCUUGUGACUAACUGCUCACUCGCUUUCAAUAUGCUUCUCUGAGGUCAGUGGGAAUUGUUGACUUCAGUGGGCCUGGGGUUUCACCUGGUUCUUUUAUGCACAGACUAAAACUGGCCUUGCCCUUGCGGAGUUAACUGUCUUUAAAAUUUCUCCUGGAAGCUGCUAUUAAAUAGAGGGCUCAAGAGACUAUCCUUAAAGUUGGAGACUUCCUUUGGAAACAAAACCCCACUGAGAGACUGAUACCAAUAUUGUUGACUCUGAGCCAUGUAUCUUCCUUGAAAACACAUUGUUGCCAGCGAAACUGUUGGUUUGUCACUAAAGAUUUCUGUGGAAUUCAUGGUAAAUGGACAUGUCACCUGGUGAUGUAGUAGAAAUGUGAAAUCUUAAAACACUUCUCCUGAUGUUUAAAGAGAUUGAAAUUGUCAAUGCACACGAAUCAAGUUUUAAUCUACUGUAUGAAGGGUAGAUGAGACUGUCCAUUGUACCUUCUUUGAGUUUUUGGGCAUGACUUCUGGCAGUUCAAGAAAACCCUGUAACAGUUGCAAAUCAAAUAAAAUGGACAUAUACAUGGAUCCUGGAGUCUAAUGAAUCUUUACCUUUAGUUCCAGUUUAUGACCAUGCAACAGCUGAGCAAAUGCAGGGUAUUUGGAUCUCUAAGGGACAGACCAUGGAGUGGGUAGUCAGCUUUAUAGUCAGGUGAGCUAUGUGUAACAGCUUAUAGCAGUGCAUAUUAAUAUGGCUUUUAUUUGAAGAUACUUAGUUUAUUACCUGUCAGUGUGAUUUCUUAGCUCUGCAACCAUAUAAGACUGUUUUGAGUCUGACUGUUUUGAAAUAUGGAUGAAGCUUUGAUUUGCUUUUCACUGAAGGUAGCUCUGCUGAAUUACAGGAUGAAAAACUCUGGAGGGUUUUUGCUGUUUCAGUAGCUUUACAAAAGUCCAUCUGCUGCUGGUAGCUAGAGAUUGUAUUUUGGGGGGGACUUUGCUUAAUUGCAUCAUUCCAAUUCCUUAUCUGAGGCUUAAAGGAAAAAAACCUGAAAUGCAGCAGCUUUCCAUAGUACAGAGUGUCUUUCACAGGAAAGUUGCACUGUUUUAAAGUGUUUUGGGGUUAAAUACACCAAUAUUUAUAUACCAACCAUAGUUCCUGGUGCCAGGAACUAUGAAAAUACCCGUUGUCAGUAUCUUCCUUGUGACAAUUAAAUGUUCUGCAUGCCUGAAAUUUUGAAAGUAGUUUUUGAAAGCUCAGUAUGCCUUUGAGACUCUCAAGUCCAACUUUAUCUGGGUGGUAGUUACAUUCAUCUGAGGCAUGCUAAGAAUGCCCAUUCCAUUCCUUCCGAGGCUCGUUUGAAGCCUCGUUCUAUAAAUGAAAGAUCGUCAACUGUAGAGAUGAGAUUCUUGAUGCCACUCAGUGAAACCUAAUUCUGUGCUGUAUCAGGUAAAUUCCUAUGCUGUAAUAUAGUUAAGUUUUUAUGGAGACCUUGUUGUUAAUUUCUGAUUUAAAGGUUCAGUAUUACUUUCUUUGGCCUCAAAUGCAAGCAUAAGAUAUAAAAUCAAGACGUUGCUAGUGGAACAUCCAGGUGCCCAGAACGUACUGGAAAGGAAGGGUUUGGAUGUGUUCUUGAUUUGUAUGGUCUGUAUCUAAGGAAUCUUUAAAUGCCAAAAACGAGGUAAUUGUUACAAAGUUGGACUUUCGGAAUGCUGGCUGUAGGAAUGGCAGCUAUAAUUGCUAGAGUUUGUGAUAAAUCUAGAAGAGCAUUAGUUUUUUUCCAUGGCUGUAGCUUUGUCAGGUUUCAUCUCGUCUGCAAGUGAAGAGGAACUGACAACUAACAGUGACGACCCUCUCUUGCUACUUCAAUUUUUUCAAGUUUUUUUUCUUUGUAGCUAGCUUUAUCAAUCAUGUGCAAGGUAACUGUCUUCAGAAAACUUAUGAAUAAAUGGAAUUUGUAUUAGAAGUCUGUCAUCAUAGGGACUUGGUUUUUUGGUAUUGGACUGCAUCUUUUGGCUCUUUUACCACAGCAUGGCUGAGAUUUCUAUGCUGUUUAGGUCAUGGAAACACAGUAUAAGAUUAAUAGGACCGUAUACUUAGGAAUUUGCUUAUCUGAGCAUUUGCAAUAAACCUUUUUUUUUUUUAAUCCUCCUAGCCUGGCCGAGCAAUUUAAAACUCGUUAGUGGCUGUCUUUCAAAUGCCAUAACUAAAAUGGAGGCACUCUUUCUUAUUUAGACUAAUAUGGUUUCAUGUGAUAAAAAGGUGCUUGUUUAUACUCUGUAGGUAGUUAUAUUACUCUUUUUAAUACUGAAAUAGUCACAGAAACCUCAUAUUUCACAUAAUUACUUUGCUAUUUGUCUCAAAGGCCCAAGAAACUCAACUUUUAACUGAAAAACCUUGACUUCUUUUUAAAAAAAAAAAAAAAAAAAAGACCUUGUGAACAGCCGUGAUCCAGGUUUAGUCAUCUGACUGUAAUUUGCUUUCUAAAGUGCCCCUUCCUGUUCUUCAGCUUUUAAUUUCACAAAUGAGUUUCAAUUGUAAAUACAUGCUGUGUUUGGGAGGUUAAGAAGCUUUUUUUAAAUUUCAGGUAUAUAAAUUAGGUGCAUACAAGGAAAAAAGUCCAACACGUUUACUGAUAAAUUCUUCAGGAAUAAUUUAAAAGCUUGCCUGGAUCCAGGUAUAGUGUGAGAACUUACAAGGUCUAGCAGAUGGAAAAAGAAAUGACAGCAGAAAAGAAAACUGAGGAGUUUAAUCCUGCUUUAGAUAAGUAGUAAUUAUUGUGUAUUGUGUUUUUGAAAACAAACAACAAAAAAAGGGAAAGUGGCAAAUAUGCAAGUAAAACACUGGGAAGAUGAGAGUGGGAGGGAGUAGGAAGGCCUUUUGCUAAAUGAUGGUGUUAAACGUACGGUCUGAGGCAGGGAGUGAAGUGUAAGUUGGAAGGAGGAAAAGUACUACAGAGAUAACAAGUACUGUUCCCAGCAGUGACAGGUCUGAGUUUAAACCAGCAAAAAUGUUUGAAGUUCACUAGUUGGGGAAAGCAUCUUAUUGCCUCUUUUUUUUUUUUUUUUGGCCUUUUAGAAAAAUAACAAAAGGGCGGGGGGAACUCUCCAGAGAGAGGGUAGAAUUUCUUAUGGG